AUGAUAAAACAAACAACAACAACAACAAAUCAAAGUAAUUCUAGUCCAUCGCCACCAUCAUUUGAAAGUGAUUAUACACCAUCAGAUGUAUCAAAUAUAAUUCCUUACAAAGGUUUAAAGAUUGGUGAAAGAUUAUUAAAUUCAAUACAAAGAAAAUCUGAUUGGAAGAAAUGGGGACCAUAUGUAUCAGAUAGAGAAUGGAGUACAGUUAGAGAAGAUUAUAGUUCUGAUGGAGAUGUAUGGAAGUACUUUGACCAUGAUCAAGCUAGAAGUAGAGCUUAUCGAUGGAGUGAAGAUGCAAUUGGAGGUUAUUGUAAUCGAUUCCAAAAUGUGGUUUUAGGACUUGCCUUUUGGAAUGGUAAUGAUCCAAUUAUAAAGGAAAGAUUGUUUGGUUUGACCGGUCCAGAAGGAAACCACGGUGAGGAUGUCAAGGAACACUACUUUUACUCCGAUAAUACUCCAGACCAUAGCUAUUGCAAAAUGUUGUACAAGUAUCCACAGAAAGAGUACCCCUAUGAACAAUUGGUCAAAGAGAAUGCCAAGAGAAACAAAUUCGAACCAGAGUACGAGUUGGAAGAUACCGGUAUCUUUGACAAUGACGAAUACUUUGAUAUCUUUAUCGAGUAUGCCAAGGCUGCCGAAGAAGAUAUCUUGUGUCGUGUAACAAUCCACAACCGUGGACCCAAUGCCGCCCCAAUCAACGUGUUGCCACAGCUGUGGUACCGAAACACCUGGUCGUGGGGUUACAAUAACCGUCGUCCCUACAUCAAGACACUCAGAGAGGGUGUAUUGGUCGGCGAAGAACACCACAUUGGAAAGCGAUUCUAUGCUGUCACGUAUGAAGGAGACAACGAUGGUAAAUUGGUUGAAAACGUUCCCUUUCUCUUUACCGAAAACGAUACCAACACUGAACGACUCUUUAAAUGGCCAAAUGCCAGCCCAUACGUCAAAGAUGGUAUCAAUAAUUACAUUACAAAGGGUUGGAGUGAUGUAGUAAACUAUGCAAGUGGAACCAAAGUAGCUGCCAACUGUUACAAGGUUGUUCAACCAGGUGAAUCAUUUACAGUCAAGAUUAGAUUUGCCGAUUAUGAUUUCGAAAAUCCUUGGUCCGACUUUGAUAAAGUCUUUAAAGAUAGAAUUGAUGAUGCUGAUGAAUUUUAUAAUAAGAUUCAUGGAAAAGGAUUGAGUCAAGAUAUUAAAGCAAUUCAAAGACAAGCAUUAUCAGGUAUACUUUGGAGUAAACAAUAUUAUCAUUUUGGUGUUGAAAUGUGGAAAAAGGGUGAUCCAAUUCUACCAAGAAUCAAUGAAUGUUUGGUCACUAGAAAUGCUCACUGGGAACAUUUCUAUGCCAACGAUGUCAUUUCAAUGCCAGAUAAAUUCGAGUAUCCUUGGUUGGCUCAAUGGGAUCUUUGUUUCCAUGUUAUUUCAUUGGUAAUGGUUGAUGUUGAAUGGGCAAAGAGACAAUUAAUCCUUCUGACAAGAGAGUGGUACAUGUCUCGAGACGGUAAAAUCCCUGCUUAUGAAUUUCAAUUUAAUGAUGUUAAUCCACCAGUACAUGCAUGGGCAGCAUUAGAGAUUUAUAGAUAUAUAUUAAAAAAGACAGGACACAAGGAUUUAGAUUUUCUUGAAGAAAUCUUUCAUAAAUUGCUAUUAAACUUUACAUGGUGGAUUAAUCUAUUUGAAAGUGGAUUCUUGGGAUUGGAUAAUAUAUCGAUUUUCGAUAGAUCACAACCACUUCCAGGUGGAGGUAAACUAGAGCAAGCUGAUGGCAGUGGUUGGAUUGGAUUUUAUUGUCUCAACAUGUUGGCCAUCUCGUUGGAAAUUGCCAAGGAAAGACCUGCCUAUGAAUCAAUUGCAACCAAGUUCCUCGAACACUUUGUAUACAUUGCCAAGGCCAUAUACUCGGGGAAAAAGCAUGGUACACUUGGAUUGUGGGAUGAAGACGCUGGUUUCUUUUUCGAUUCUAUUCAAAUGCCAAACGGAUACUCUCAACACAUCAAACUGCACUCACUAGUUGGUUUGAUCCCAUUGUUUGCCGUCGACAUUAUCGAACAAUCCACCUUGGACCGUCUGCCACGAUUCAAAGAGAGAUUGGACUGGUUCAUCAAAUAUCGUCCUCAUUUGGUGAAUGGCAUGGCAUCAUUUAUCGUCCCGGGUGAAGAGAAACGUCGUCUGCUCUCUAUCGUCAAUCGUGAUCGUCUCAAACUCAUCUUGGAAAAGAUGUUGGAUGAAACCAAAUUCUUGUCAGAGUUUGGUGUCCGUUCACUCUCUAAACAACAUCAAGCCGAGCCAUUUGUGUUUAAUCACCAUGGUCAAUCGGUUACAGUCGCCUAUGAACCUGGUGAAUCGACUACUGGUAUCAUGGGAGGUAACAGUAGUUGGAGAGGUAGUAUUUGGCUCUGUGUCAAUUAUCUCAUGAUCCAAUCGUUAAAGCAUUACCACUCUUAUUAUGGUAACGACUUUGAAGUAGAGUUCCCAACAGGCUCAAAGAACAUGGUCAGUUUGGAUGUUGUGCAAAAGGAACUGUCGCGUCGUCUCAUCUCAAUCUUUACGUUGAACGGUGAUGGUUCGCGUCAAUACAACAAAUCAAAACCAAUUUGGGCAAAGGAACAUUGGAGAGACCAUAUUCUCUUUAAUGAAUACUUUAACGGUGACAAUGGUAAUGGUGUUGGUGCAAUCCAUCAAGGUUGGACUACUCUUGUAGCUAAAUUAAUUGAAGAUCUUGGUGAUGAUUUAUAA
This is a messenger RNA of Cavenderia fasciculata, 2739 nucleotides long. RefSeq lists its product as uncharacterized. Lineage: Eukaryota; Evosea; Eumycetozoa; Acytosteliales; Cavenderiaceae. The transcript has 4 exons. Gene Ontology annotation, molecular function: Glc3Man9GlcNAc2 oligosaccharide glucosidase activity. Gene Ontology annotation, biological process: protein N-linked glycosylation; oligosaccharide metabolic process. The record is from RefSeq and is a predicted model, not a curated record. Gene Ontology annotation, cellular component: endoplasmic reticulum membrane. Bases 1 to 2739 code for a protein of 912 amino acids.